Messenger RNA from Trifolium pratense (red clover), 1388 nucleotides. RefSeq names its product squamosa promoter-binding-like protein 17. Gene Ontology annotation, cellular component: nucleus. The record is from RefSeq and is a predicted model, not a curated record. Lineage: Eukaryota; Viridiplantae; Streptophyta; Magnoliopsida; Fabales; Fabaceae. Bases 146 to 1153 code for a protein of 335 amino acids. Gene Ontology annotation, molecular function: DNA binding. The transcript is spliced from 3 exons.
UCCUUCCUUUUAUCAUCACCAUAUGUGUACAAUUCUCAUUUCUGAAUAAUAAAAUCAAUGAAUUUUAUAUUCUUUAGUUAGCUCCUAUAGUAACUAGUACUAAAAAAAAAUAGUAUUAUCAUUCUUAAAACUUUUGGUUACACCAAUGAGUUCUUGUUUUGUACCUUUUUCUUCUUCACCAUCACCACCUAACUCAUCAACCAAUGAGACUCUCCUUGAUGGCUUAAAGUUUGGUAAAAAAAUCUACUUUGAAGAUGCAACAAGUAGUGUUGUUGUAGCAACUCAAAGUAAUUAUAAUAAUACAAAAUCAUCAAUGGUUAUGAAAAAGGGUACUCAUUUUCCACCUAAGUGUCAAGUUGAAGGUUGUAAAGUAGAUCUGAGUGGUUCUAAGGCUUAUUAUUGUAGACAUAAAGUUUGUUGCAUGCAUUCAAAAUCUCCAACUGUUGUUGUCUCUGGUUUGGAGCAGAGAUUUUGCCAACAGUGUAGCAGGUUUCAUCAGCUGACUGAAUUCGAUCAAGGAAAACGAAGUUGCCGCAGGCGACUAGCUGGCCAUAAUGAAAGGCGAAGAAAGCCCCAGCCAAAGUCCUUCUUAACCUCACGUUUUCCCAAACUCUCUCCAUAUACUCUUGAUAAUAAUGGCAAAGGUGAUAACUUUCUGAUGGAUGCUUCAUACCCAAAGUUUUCUCCGAGAACAUCUGAGCCAAUUCCCGGUAAUCAAACAACACAAAUUACCUGGCAGCAGAACAACUCAACGACACCAUCCGAUUUUUUCCUGCAAGGAACAAACUUUCAUGGUCCUACUAGACAUCCUCCUCCAAUGGAAAACUACAAUGAAGUCACAGAUUCAAGCUGUGCUCUCUCUCUUCUGUCAAACCAAACAUGGUAUUCUCGAAACACAACAACGGCAAGUGUUGAGAUGAACAACUUGUUGAAUUUCAACGGUUCGAUCAUUACACAAUCUCCUCAAGGUGCAGCCAAUUAUCAACUUGCAAAUUCCUCUUGGUUUCUAAAAGGCGUUGAUUCUCGUAACUGUAUGUCGUCUGAGGAUGUUCCUGAUCUCGGUCUCGGUCAAAAUUCACAGGCUAUACAGGCUAUUCAUAGCGAUCUUCGUGGUGUGCUUGAUGUGUCACAAGGCAAGAGGCAAUAUAACUAGUCACUUUAAAACUACUUAUGGUUGAUUUUAAUAUCCUUCUUGGGUUGUAGAACUAAUUGCAUUCUUCUUUAUGUUUGUUUGAACUUACGAGCAAGGUCUUGUUUCAUUUUGUGGAACUUCUAUGCAUUAUUGUUUUGGUUAAUCUGCACUCGUAAACAAUGUUGGUUGCCGUGUUUUAAUUUGUAAAACUUUAAGACAUGGAUCAUUUAUUGAAUGUGCUUUUGAUAAAAAAAAA